AACGUUUUGACUUUAAAAAUCGGUGAAAAUACAAACAUAACUUACUUACCCUCACAGUUAGAAGAACAUGAAAACAAGAAUACCAGACACAGACAAGACGAAACUUUGGGCGAUGUAAGGCCGCCAGUCGUCUAUCAAAACUUGCUUGGCUGCUCUACAUUUCAUCAAAUCAGGUGGCAAUCAGGGGAUCGAGUCUCCCCAGGCCUCGAGAACAAGUAUGAUGGCCCAAAAUCCUCUGUGUCUGAAGUUCCGUGGGGGAACGCAGACAGCCUGUGCAAAAAGUUGCCUGCUGCCCAGUCACAGGAUUUCGCCGAAGAUUUCAAAGCUCGGCAUUGUCAGCGUUGAAAGAUGUCGGCUUGUGACUGGAACUCGGGCUGCUGUGGCUGGAGAGGUUUCGGUGCUUGAUACAAUUUCUUUGAAGAAGAAGAAAGGACUGGAGACGGAGCCCGCAGCCCUGUGGAAUCGGUACUUGGAUUGGCUAUAUCAGCACAAAGAGCUCGGAUUGUAUAUCGAUGUCAGCCGAAUCGGGUUUACCGAUGAAUUCGCGGAGGCUAUGGAACCGAAGUUUCAAGGCGCUUUUAAGGCCAUGGAAGAGCUUGAGGCUGGUUCGAUUGCCAACCCCGACGAGGGCCGCAUGGUCGGGCAUUAUUGGCUCAGGAAGUCCAGUAUUGCUCCUAAUCCUAAUCUGCGGCAGCAGAUUGAUAAAACGCUUGACGCUAUCUGCAAGUUUACCGACGAUGUAAUCAACGGCAAGAUCAAGCCACCAUCCUCUCCAACAGGACGCUUUACUCAUAUACUAUCUGUGGGAAUUGGAGGUUCUGCUUUGGGUCCAGAAUUUGUUGCAGAGGCAUUGGCUCCAGAUAAUCCUCCUCUGAAGAUGAGAUUUAUUGAUAACACAGACCCUGCAGGCAUUGAUCACCAAAUUGCCCAGCUUGGGCCAGAGCUUGCCUCUACGCUUGUUAUUGUUAUUUCAAAGAGUGGAGGUACUCCUGAAACCAGAAAUGGAUUGUUGGAAGUGCAGAAAUCCUUUCGUGAAGCGGGUCUUGAUUUCUCCAAACAGGGUGUUGCCAUCACUCAAGAAAAUUCUUUGCUUGACAACACGGCUAGAUUAGAAGGAUGGGUGGCAAGAUUUCCGAUGUUUGAUUGGGUUGGAGGUCGAACAUCUGAGAUGUCAGCUGUUGGACUGCUACCAGCUGCUCUUCAGGGAAUUGACAUCAGGGAAAUGCUUGCGGGUGCAUCUUUAAUGGAUGAAGCCACACGGGUUAACGUGGUUAAGACAAACCCUGCAGCCUUGCUAGCACUGUGCUGGUAUUGGGCCUCUGAUGGUGUGGGGUCUAAGGAUAUGGUUGUUCUUCCUUACAAAGAUAACCUGCUUUUGUUUAGUCGCUAUCUACAGCAGCUAGUCAUGGAAUCUUUAGGAAAAGAAUUUGAUCUAGAUGGAAAGCGGGUCAACCAAGGCUUAACUGUAUAUGGAAAUAAAGGAAGCACAGAUCAGCAUGCCUAUAUUCAGCAAUUAAGAGAAGGAGUCCACAAUUUUUUUGUCACUUUUAUAGAAGUGCUUCGUGACAGGCCACCAGGUCAUGAUUGGGAACUUGAACCAGGUGUUACUUGUGGUGACUACCUCUUUGGUAUGCUGCAGGGGACAAGAUCUGCUCUUUAUGCGAAGAACCGGGAAUCUCUUACUGUGACAGUGCAGGAAGUAACUCCUCGAACAGUUGGAGCUUUAAUUGCCCUUUAUGAGCGUGCUGUGGGCAUUUAUGCCAGCCUAGUCAACAUUAAUGCUUAUCAUCAACCUGGUGUGGAAGCGGGAAAGAAAGCAGCAGGAGAAGUAUUGGCUCUUCAGAAGAGGGUCCUUACAGUUCUAAAUGAUGCCAGUUGCAAAGAACCAGUUGAGGCUUUGACAUUGGAACAAAUAGCUGAACGUUGCCAUGCAGAAGAUCAAGUUGAAAUGAUAUAUAAAAUUGUUGCACAUAUUUCGGCAAAUGAUAGGGCACUGAUUGCUGAAGGAAGUUGUGGAUCUCCUCGCAGUGUCAAAGUUUUUACUGGAGAGUGCAAUGUGGAAGCACUGUAUGAGUAAAUAUAGAACUAUUGGAAAUUGACUACGUUCUUCUGCAGAAAGGAGCUGAAGCUUACAAAUGUUGUAAUUAAUUCAUUUUUGGGACAGCCUGUCUUUUAUUGCCUUUUAGAUUGUGUUUGUUACUGCUUGUGAGCUGAACAAUCACAUAGCAAAAGCAGUGUACUGGUUUGGAACUUAAACUGGUUGGUCACUUCUAUUUAUCUGCUUGUGUAAUUCGAAUUACAAGCAGCAACAAUAAUCUAUGCAACUGAAAUCGAUUGGUUGCAGACGAUAUUUUCUAUGAGCGGCCUUGCAUCUAAUCAUCUUAUUUGCUAGGUUUGCGAAUGAAUAGGAAAAUAAGUUGUAAUAAUCCUUUACACAAUCUAAACUAAAAUAGACAAAUAUUUUCACAAUA
Cryptomeria japonica (Japanese cedar) is the source of this 2471-nucleotide messenger RNA. RefSeq names its product glucose-6-phosphate isomerase 1, chloroplastic. Gene Ontology annotation, molecular function: glucose-6-phosphate isomerase activity; monosaccharide binding; carbohydrate derivative binding. The transcript is spliced from 14 exons. NCBI's taxonomy places the organism in Eukaryota, Viridiplantae, Streptophyta, Pinopsida, Cupressales, Cupressaceae. The record is from RefSeq and is a predicted model, not a curated record. Gene Ontology annotation, biological process: glucose 6-phosphate metabolic process; gluconeogenesis; glycolytic process. Gene Ontology annotation, cellular component: cytosol. Bases 218 to 2077 code for a protein of 619 amino acids.